ACUUCAGGAAUUGAUCCAACGUGGCAUGAGGAAGAGGCAGGAUCAGCGUUAUCAGUCUCCGGCAGGGGCGAAUGUUAAUAAGAAAGGAGGUAAGUUCGAGGAUGACGACGAUCUUGAGGCGGCGUGCCGGAGCCUCGAGAAAUAUCUAGUGGAGAUGAUGGUGGAAGAAGGGAAGGUGAGGGAGCUAGCUGACGUGGAGGAGCUGCUCUUGUGCUGGAGCAACUUGACGUCUCCCGUGUUCGUGGAGUUGGUGAGCAGGUUCUACAGGGACCUCUGUAACGACUUGUUCUCCGCCGCCGGCGCCAAUGACGACGACGACGAAGAAGAGCAAUUCAUUGUGUCUUGAAUUUGUAAUUCGAUUACUCUUGUUCAGUUGUAGGAUUUGGCAUUUGCUUUUACUUCUUUAAAAAAACACAAAGGAAAAAAGGGAAUCAUUG
Messenger RNA from Zingiber officinale, 437 nucleotides. RefSeq names its product transcription repressor OFP17-like. The transcript has a single exon. The record is from RefSeq and is a predicted model, not a curated record. NCBI's taxonomy places the organism in Eukaryota, Viridiplantae, Streptophyta, Magnoliopsida, Zingiberales, Zingiberaceae. The coding region runs from base 26 to 346 and encodes 106 amino acids. Gene Ontology annotation, biological process: negative regulation of DNA-templated transcription.